This is a messenger RNA of Monoraphidium neglectum, 2484 nucleotides long. RefSeq lists its product as hypothetical. Lineage: Eukaryota; Viridiplantae; Chlorophyta; Chlorophyceae; Sphaeropleales; Selenastraceae. The annotation marks the transcript as partial. The record is from RefSeq and is a predicted model, not a curated record. The transcript has 9 exons.
AUGGGCCGCGCACAGCCAGGCGGGCGCAGCGCAGCCGCGGCCGCGCCUGCGGCCUCGCGGGACGCGCUGCAGAGCCGCAACUCCCGCGAGAUCGCGUGCAACCUGCGCCUGGAUGACGGCGAGGCCGCUACGGCCGGCGACGAGUUCUCCUCGCCCUUGUCCUCCCUGGACGCCCCGCUGCCGCACCACCCAGCACCGCUGCCGCCCGCGUCGACGGGCGCGGCGUUGGGCGGGGCUGGCGGGUACGUGCCCCGCAUGGCGUCUCUGGCGGAGCAGCAGUCUGACCCAGACGUAGGGGGCCCGGACGGCGCAGACCAGGACGGCCGCAACGAUGAUGUCAUGUCGCCGUUCGGUGCACUGGCUUCCGCGCCAGCCACGAUCCAAGACACAGGUGGCGAGCCGCCCAUGCUUGGCCCCAGCGCCGCAGGCAAGCCUGCCGGCGGCAAGGGCGAUCCGAGCGGCACGGCCGGCGGCGGCGGCGGCGGCGAUGACGGGGGCAUGUACCGCACCGGCAGCGUCGUCGCUGGCGCGCCGUCCAGCGGCCGGCGGAAGCGGCGCCUGGUGUCGGUUCGUCGCGUCAUGCGCGACGCGUACGAGUACCACGGGCUCAACGGGCUGUUCGUCUUCUUCCUGUUUGCGAUCCUCACAAACUUCGUCCUGUAUUUCCAUUGGACCAACACAACCGCCGUCUUCAAAAACACUGUGCAGUACAGCUUUAAGUCGUAUGGCAACCCAGACUGGCAGGGGCAGUCGCUCGUAAACGUGGACACGAUGAACGACGGCGUGGAGUACAUCGGCGGCUGGCUGCAGUUUUGGAUACAGCGCGCCAUGGCCGUAGACUGGCCGCGCGCCCGGCCGGCGUUCCCUGGGGAUCAGGUGCGUGUGGGUGAGUACGGCGACGUCGUGUUCGCGCGGCUGCUGGUCAACCUGGAAAACAACUGCAACCACGGGACACUGGCAUGCUGGAAGGCAGACGAGGCCGACGUGACGCCGAACGGGCCGCGGACGCUGCUCGAGCGCGGGUGGCGGAAUGUGGGGCCAAAGGACUACCAGAUGUCCACACAGGCAAGCUCCCUGAAGGCUCGGACGACCGGGAAGGAGAAGCCGUCAGAUUGGUUCAGCUUUGUUGUGGUCGCACCCAAGCUCGGCACCAACAACGGCACUCGCGUGCAGUACCUGCGGCGCCUGUUCUCCGGCUUCACCUCCGACACCUCCCUAAACUACGACGACAGCGCCACCAGUGAGGCCCUGGCACAGGCCUGCCCAGACGCCGCCAACGGCACCCUCCUAUCCUUGGACGACGCGACCCAGGAGGCCUCCUGCACGCCCGGUGGCAAGGGCAGCGGCAUCAAGACCCUGGAGGACCUGAAGCCUUACAUUGCCAGGAACGCGUUCGCGGUGGUUAUGGAGGUUUUGGCGGUCGACGUGAUGUCGACGAAGGAGGCCCCUGACAUGGCGCUGUUCUCGAUGAACGUGCAGCGCAGCGACAUCCCCAGCAACACGCCGGACCGGGCAAUGUGGCAGAUCACCACGACCCUGCCCGUGCGCCGCAGCUUCUACACACUACGGCCAUGGGACUACGUCCGCGCCGGCCUGGAGGUGCUGCUGCUGCUCUGCGUGGCGACGGUGCUGUCGGCGCAGGUGUGGCAGUACCGCGUCAGCAAGUGGCAGCAUGGACGGGUGGGGGUCUUCUUCAAGCAGCCGUGGAACAUAUUCGAGCUGCUCAGCACCCUGGCGCUGUGCCUUUGGAUCAUCCUAUACGUCGUGCUGGCGAUCGUGCUGAGCAGACUGGCGCCCAGCUGGCGCCCUGAGGACUGGAACUCUAUCGGCGGAGCUACCGACAGCCAGCUGCGCAGCAUGACCUCGUUUGCCUACUGGUACAACCUCUGGCUGUUUGGCGGCAUCCUGGUCAACUCGCUGGUCUGCCUGCGCAUCCUGCGCUACAUGCGCAUCCACCCCGGCCUCAAGGCAUUCUACCAGGCGAGCUCGCCAGGCCGGGGUCAGAGGGGUGGAGAGGGCGGCAGGAAGGGGGGCCGGGGGGCGGCAGGCGGGGCCGAGUGGGGGGCCAAGAGGAGGGUGUUUGUCAUCGCGGCGCGCGAGUUCCUCGAUUUCGCGGUGUUCCUUGUCUACAUCCUACUGCUCCUGGGGUCGGCCAUAUUCGCGUUCUUCCAGCUCACGGGGGGCAACAACCAGUUCGUGCGGUUCUCGGACGGCCUCAGCGUCAUGACGCGGCUCACAUUUGGUUUCCUGUCCUACGAGGACUUCCAGAACCAGGCCCUGGGCCUCGGCUCGGCCGUCUCUGCUGUCACCCUCUUCUUCUGGUUCGGCGUGCUGCUGCUCGUCGUGUUCAGCCAAAACAUAAUCCUGGCCAUUGUGGCGGAGGCCUACGAGGAGGCCAAGGUGCUGCUGGGCACCGCCAACACGUCGUUUGUGGUGCUCAUCUUCCUGAGGGUCGUCUUCCUGUUCGUCCUGGCGAGCUUCAAG